GUGGUGGGAACAUGGCAGUGAAACUUAUCAUAAUUUUGCUGUUAUGCUGUGUUGAGUUGUUUAUGGUGCAAACUUUUUGGGUGGAGAGUUUCAAGACUUUUGAUGAUGUUUACCAAAAUGAUGACCACUUCAGUGCUGGAGCUGUGUUUGUGCAGCCUGCAGUCCCCAGUGAGGAGGAUUGGCUCGUAGAGCACCAGAAGUAUUCUGUCUUUUGUGGUAAAGAUGCUGUUAAAGUAGUUUUGCCCUCAGGUUCUUUAUCUGAAGUGAAGAUCUUGGGCUCAUCAACUCUAGACCCUGUUCUAGGGGUAACUAAAGAAUGUGGCUAUUCUCUGACAAAGGAACAGGGGAAUGAUGUUGUUCAUGUCAGUUUCUCUAGCUGUCAUGUCACUGUUGAGGAAGGCAAAUAUAUUCUGCGACUGCUCCUUGUUAAUGACAUGGACCCUGCUGAAGUUGUUACAGUGUCCUGUGAUGUCAAUACUGACAUGGCAUCGCAGAAAAUCCGAGUCCCUCGUUCUGGUGACCAAACUGACUGUCCACUAGCUCCAAUGCCAGCCAUGACACCAAAUCGAAAGCUGCCACAGAACUACACAAGAGGAGGCUGUGACAUUCCUAUAAGCCAAAGAUUGUCCUGUGGUCCCACUGAAACCACAGCUGCUGAGUGUAUGAACAAAGGAUGCUGCAUGGAUGCGACUACUUCCUUCUGUUACUACCCAAUGGACCAAUGUACAGCUGACGGGCAGUUUGUGUUUACUAUUUACUCCAACAUCACGACUGUCCCUGUGAACCCCACAAGUUUGCAUGUGGCAGCCAAGACCCCCUGUAAACCCAUCCUUGCUACCGAUGAAUUUGCCACCUUCAAGUUCUUUGUAUCUGAAUGUGGGACAAAGACCUAUACUAUUGGUGACACCACUGUGUACAUGGCUGAGGUGCGAACAGCUAUCAGAGUACUUAACCUGAAGUAUGGUGUAAUCACCAGAGAUCACCCUGUCAGGGUGAUGGUUGAGUGUCGGUACUCAAAGAUCAGUCCGACAAUGAUGAGGGCAUCUGCUGGCUACAUGGUGGUUAGCCCAAGUGUGCCAUCCACUGUGAGGUCUGGUGGACUAUUUGGUGUUCAGCUCAGGAUUGCAACUGAUGAGACCUUCUCUUCAUUCUCAAAGAAUGGUCAUCUGCCCUUGAAUGUUCUCCUGGGUAAACCAUUGUACCUGGAAGUGCGGCUAAAUUCCCCCAAACCUGAGGCUACACUCUUAAUAAACUACUGUGUGGCCUACACGCGCUCUGGAACAAAUGCCUUGGUUCUGCUCUAUGAAGGAUGCCCAAACCCUGAUCUUUCCUCUGGCCAGUCUUCAUUCCUCCGUGUACUGGAUGUACCGCAGACUCCUCAUGAGCGCCGCUUUGUGGUGACUGCCUUCCAGUUCAUGAAUGUGACCACUCAAAAAUACAUCAAUGAGGAGAUUUACUUUAUGUGCUCCACUGAAGUGUGCAUGCCUCCAACUCCAUGCCGCAAGACAUGCUUUGACGGGAAGGCAUAAUGGCUUCUUUCCAGUAAAAUGUGGACACUGACCUUUCAGCAUGUUUAAUAAAGGUUCCUUUUAAAACUCAU
Hemibagrus wyckioides is the source of this 1600-nucleotide messenger RNA. Its product is annotated as zona pellucida sperm-binding protein 4-like. The record is from RefSeq and is a predicted model, not a curated record. The transcript is spliced from 11 exons. Gene Ontology annotation, cellular component: egg coat. Gene Ontology annotation, molecular function: acrosin binding; structural constituent of egg coat. NCBI's taxonomy places the organism in Eukaryota, Metazoa, Chordata, Actinopteri, Siluriformes, Bagridae. Bases 12 to 1529 code for a protein of 505 amino acids. Gene Ontology annotation, biological process: prevention of polyspermy; binding of sperm to zona pellucida.